This is a messenger RNA of Emiliania huxleyi CCMP1516, 1653 nucleotides long. RefSeq lists its product as hypothetical. Lineage: Eukaryota; Haptophyta; Isochrysidales; Noelaerhabdaceae. Bases 61 to 1479 code for a protein of 472 amino acids. The transcript is spliced from 11 exons. Gene Ontology annotation, biological process: arachidonate metabolic process. Gene Ontology annotation, cellular component: membrane. The record is from RefSeq and is a predicted model, not a curated record.
CCGAGAGACUCGUCGGAGGCCAGCUCAAAGCGCCAGCCACACACAAGCUGGUCGCGCAGAAUGACGACUGCGCUUGCGCUGCCGCUGGCCCCACUCAUCGGCGCCGGUGGCACACUCGCGCGCGGGACCGGCCUCGUCCUGCUCACCACCACCAAGCUCUCUCCGCUCGCGCUCCUCACGCUCCUCCUCGUGCUGCGCGUCCAGUCCGUCCCGGCGGACGUCGACCGCGAUCAGGGCCCUGUCGCGGCGGUGCGCUGGCUACUCUCGUACCUGCUCCCCGCUCCCGGCCUCGGCUGGCUGCGGCGCGGCUCGGCGCGGCUCGGCAGGUGGGCCGCCGACCGCUUCGCCGCCGCCCGCGGCCGCUCCAGGCCUCCGCCUCCGCCGCUGCCGAGGGCUGCGAAGCGGCGGCGGUCGAGCCGGCCUGUGAACGUCCUCUGCAUGGAUGGCGGAGGGAUGCGGGGCCGCAACUUGCUGGUGAUCGCCGAGGAGAUGGAGCUGCAGACUGGCAAGCCGCUCUCGUCGCUGUUCGAGCUAGUCGCGGGCACCACCAGCCGGCGGCUGCGGCGCCCUCGCGCCCUCUUCCUGAACAAGUACCCCGCGCCGGGCGAGGCGACGCACAUGGCGCGCCGCGCGCUGCGGAUGCUGCAGGAGCGCUGCUUCGCCCCCGACGCCCGCUCCUACGGCCACCUGUGGCGCGACGGGCACCUCUGCCUCGACCGGCGGCGCGAGUUCAUGCUCGAGCUCUGCGGCACGCGCCAGCCCCUACGGAGGCAGCGCCGCUGGCUCUCCUCGUCGUGGAACGCGGCGGGGCCGCGCGCCUUUGCCGUGGCGUCGUGCCGCCGCCGCGGCGGCGGGCUGGAGCCGUUUCUGUUCCGCACUUACCGCGCCACUCCGGCGAACCUCGGGCAGCGGGUGAAGCGGCGGAGGGAGCGGCAGAGGCGCAGGGCUGGGGAGGGGGGGGAGGAGGGCGCGGAGGCGCCGCUGGCGGGGACGAGCGAGGCAGAGAUGUGGCAGGCGGUGGAGGCGACUUCGGCUGCCCCGUCCAUCUUCCCGCGCACUCGCCUCGGCGGCCGCUCGUUUGCCGACGGCGGCCUGGUGGCAAACAACCCCACGCUGAUCGCGCUGCGGGAGGCGCGCGCGCUGUGGCCGCACCGCCGCAUCGGCGUCGUUGUCUCGCUCGGGACGGGCUCCUCGCGCCCCGCCUCCACAACAGCCGUCCCCGAGGCGGUGGCGGAGCUGGCGCCAGGCGCCUCGUACUUCCGGAUCGAGCCGCCGUCGAGCGGCGUCUCGAUGAUCGAGAGCGACGAGGACAAGUUGCAGCAGAUGGAGGCGGCGACGCAGCUCUACCUGCGCAGCUCGCCGGUGGCGCGCGAGCUCUGCCGGACGCUGGUCUUCCAGCAGUGGUGGGACCUGAUCGCAGACGCGGGCUACGCGGUGCACGCGUGGUGCCGCGACCUCUUCCCUCGGAUGGACUCGUGACGAUGCGACCCGCGGGGAGUGGGAGAUAGCAUGAGUUCGAGAUGUGAGUACCGUACGCACGCACACGCUGUGUCUUCUGUCGGUGAAGGGUUGACGUUGUGGGCACCGCGCCGGGGGAAAAGGGGCAUAGGCAAGGGCAGAGCGGGAUGUUACGUAAAAAACUGUUCAGUUUUC